AUGGCCAAGCAAUUUCUGGGUUUCCUUUGUCCUAAUCGACGCAAGCAUCGAGAACCCCACUUCAUAUCAGUUUUUGUUUUCGUGAUCACAACCGUAAACUUUGUGCUUUCUCAAACUUCAGUUGCUGAUUGCAUCCUCAAUAUUCAAUCCUCAUCGUCUUCGAACAGCUCAAGCUGUGAAGCGAGCAAUUGGGGUGGGUUCAUCAACAGCUGUUGCGGGGUAGUUUUUGAUGAGUACCUACAUGGAUUAGGGCGGCUAGCCAACAAAACCGGACAGAUAUACUUGAAUCCCAAAGAACAGAGAAACUGCCUGACUUCAAAGAAGAGUAUAGAAGAAAACAUUUCGGCCUGUGGCAUUGAAAAGUUAACCAGUGGAGGUGGAGCUGGCGGCUGCUCUGACUACACUGUCACAGAUGUUAUUGGUAAGUUAGGAAGUAGGAUGAAAAAUUUAGGCGAAGACUGUGGACUUUUGGGUUUAGAUGGAACAUCAGGUCAGGCUUGCAGUGAAUGUUUUGGAAGGUGGGAAGAGAUAGGUACAGCAUCAGAUAAUGGAAGAAAUUUGAUGAAGGUUGAAGCCAAUGUUUGCAGGUUUGCAGUAUUGGUAACAUUAACAAGUAGUAGGAUUGACGAUGAGAAAUGGGUCCGCGCAGUUUAUGACUGCCUUGGAGGGCAGGGUCACCUUUCCUUAGAUGAAGAGGGAGGCACAUCUAGUGAUGCUGUCAAGGGAAGCACAUCUAGUGAUGAUUUCAAGUCCAGCACAGGUCUACCAAUUCUAAUUAUUGGAAUAGUGGGAAUUGCAGUAAUAGUUUAUCAUAGCAACAUGCCUCUUGUUUAG
Alnus glutinosa is the source of this 834-nucleotide messenger RNA. RefSeq lists its product as uncharacterized. Bases 1 to 834 code for a protein of 277 amino acids. NCBI's taxonomy places the organism in Eukaryota, Viridiplantae, Streptophyta, Magnoliopsida, Fagales, Betulaceae. The transcript is spliced from 3 exons. The record is from RefSeq and is a predicted model, not a curated record.